Molecule: messenger RNA, 4043 nt
Organism: Silurus meridionalis
Lineage: Eukaryota; Metazoa; Chordata; Actinopteri; Siluriformes; Siluridae
Gene: pld1b
Product: phospholipase D1b
Exons: 26
Coding region: 660-3779 (1039 amino acids)
Biological process (GO): intracellular signal transduction; regulation of microvillus assembly; phosphatidic acid biosynthetic process
Molecular function (GO): phosphatidylinositol binding; D-type glycerophospholipase activity
Source: RefSeq, a predicted model, not a curated record
GAGGCGGACAUGUUCAGGUCGUGAGGAACUCUCCUGUUAGUAUUCCAGUGUGAAAUGUUUACGCAGGAAUGCGGUCGAUUGAAAUCUCGCAGUUGGCAAAUUGUUUCUGUUUCCUGGUUUGUGAAGAUGGUCUUCAGCCGUGUGGGUUUACUCGUGUUGGAGGAGUUGAGCGAGCAAACCUGUGGAAUCUCUUUGUUUGCUGAAGAGCCAUAAAGUCAUAAAAUCAUCACAGUGUGACAGGGUGCAGGAUUCCUCCUGUUAAUGCAUCACCAGGAUGAAGAUAACGCUAUGUUUUAUAACAUUUACACAGUCACGUCACCACUUUGCACCACAGAAUCCAAACCUGGGUGGAUCAGGUGUCAGGACCAGGAGCAUCUGUUCAUGGUGUGUAUCUGUAGCACCCACAGCUCCUAGUUCAGGAUUAGUUUCAGGAUGAAGCUGCAGUGACCUCCACACCUCCAGCACUGAAAGCUCCAGCUCACUCCCUGCGUCCUGAUUGGCUGGAACACGAUUGACAGACAACACUGAAUUGUUGUCUCCACCCCCUCAGCCAUGUGACUGCGUGUCUCCGCCCCCGCUGCCGCUGUCGCCUCCCACUGAGAUCAAACCGUCCAGAAGCUCUGUGUCUGUCUCAGAGAGAGCUCUGGCCCGGACUCUGGAUGUUAGCCAUGGCUCAGCAGGACCUCAGCACAGCCAGCACACUGCAGCUGGUGGCCACAGACAUGACCGAGAUCAUGGAGAACCUGGACACACGUGAGCUGGACAUUGGAGAGGAUGAGUUUGAAGGACCAGCAGCUAACAGUGCAGAAGCUCGUGUUCCGUUCUCACUCAUCUACAAGACGAUUGGAUUUAAAGAUCAGGACACUCGAGUUUUCCUCACAUCAUCUCCCAUCACUGCCAAAAUCCUGGAGGUGGAGCGUUUCACUGCACAGGACCGCUUCAACCGCACCACCCAGAGGAGUGUGUCAAAGAAAAUUCCUGCUGUCUUCAGGAUUGAAAUGAGGCAUGGGAACUUUACCUGGAUAGUGAAGAGGAAGGAGAAGCACUUCAUGGAGCUGCACCGAGAACUACGGACCUAUAAAGCCUUCCUGAAGAUUCCUCUGCCCUCUCGCACUCAUACACAGCGGAGGCAGACAGUCAGACAAACACGUCCGAUGCCCACGUUACCCCGCGGCGGAGGAGACGAACUCGUCCGAGAAGAGCAGGUGUCCAGCCGGAAGCGACAGCUCGAGGAUUAUUUAAACAAACUGCUGAAAAUGCCUCUGUACAGAAACUACCACGCCACAAUGGCGUUUAUCGAUGUGAGUCAGCUGUCCUUCAUUUAUGAUCUGGGACCAAAAGGCUUAGAAGGUAUGGUUUAUAAAAGAUCAGGAGGUCACAGGAUUCCUGGACUCAACUGCUGCGGUCACAGUAAAGUGUGUUACCGCUGGUCCAAACGUUGGUUGGUGGUGAAAGAUUCGUUCCUGCUCUACAUGAAGCCGGACUCAGGUGUGAUCUCCUUCGUUCUCCUGGUGGAUAAAGAGUUCUGUGUAAAAAUGGACUCUAAAGACACUGAGACGAAACACGGAGUUCGUGUGGACAGUCUGUGCAGAAACCUGGUUCUGAAGUUCUCCAGUUUCCGUCACGCCCGCUGGUGGGGUCAGGCCAUCGAUGAGUUUGUGCGCAAAUAUGGCAGUGCUUUCCUCCAGGGCCAUCGCUUUGGUUCCUUUGCCAAUGUGCAAGAGAACAUCCUCUCCAAAUGGUAUGUAAACGGGAAAACGUACAUGGAAGAUGUAGCUACUGCACUUGAGGGGGCUGAGGAGGAGAUCUUCAUCACAGAUUGGUGGCUGAGUCCAGAGAUUUUCCUCAGAAGGCCGGUGGUUGAAGGAAAUCGCUGGCGUCUGGACUGCAUACUGAAACGCAAAGCCCAAAAAGGAGUUCGGAUAUUUGUUAUGCUCUAUAAGGAAGUGGAACUGGCUCUCGGGAUCAACAGUGAAUACAGCAAGAGAACGCUGCAUCAGCUUCACCCCAACAUCAAGGUGAUGCGACAUCCUGAUCACGUCUCCUCCUCCGUCUAUCUGUGGGCUCAUCACGAGAAGAUUGUGGUGAUCGACCAAUCGGUGGCCUUUGUGGGCGGGAUCGAUCUGGCGUACGGUCGCUGGGACGAUCGAGAACAUCGACUUACGGACGUGGGGAGCGUGACGAGGACUUUGAACACGUCUGCAGAGAGUGUAACAGAAGCUUCUCACUCCAUGGCGUCUCCCUCUAACGGUCCUGUUCAGAGUAACGGCAAAAACUCCGCUAGGGAUCCAGAAGAUCUGCCCAAACUCCGGGGUUAUGGAAAAACCAGGAAGAGUCGCUUCAGUAUCAGGAAACGCCUGCAGAGACACGGCCUGGCGCACGCCGGCAGCAUCAGCAGCAACGAGAGCUCAGAGGAAACAGAAGCAGAAUCUGCCCAGGACCUGCAGGCCGACGUCAUCGGUCUGAUGGGGAACACACGUUUCUGGCACGGGAAAGAUUACUGUAACUUCGUGCACAAGGACUGGAUUCAGCUGGACAAACCGUUCGAUGAUUUUAUCGACAGACACAUCACUCCCAGAAUGCCGUGGCACGACAUCGCCUCGGUGGUUCAUGGGAAAGCGGCGAGAGACGUCGCUCGCCAUUUUAUUCAGCGCUGGAACUUUACCAAGAUUAUGAAACCCAAGUACCGUUCUCUCUCGUACCCGUUCCUGCUCCCCAAAUCCCACACCACCACCAACGAGAUCAAGAACCAGCUCCUGGGCUGCGUUCACACCAAAGUCCAGGUGUUACGCUCGGCAGCUGAUUGGUCGGCUGGUAUAAAGUACCAUGAAGAGUCCAUCCACAAUGCGUAUGUGCAUGUGAUUGAGAACAGUAAACACUACAUCUACAUCGAGAACCAGUUCUUUAUAAGCUGCGCUGAUAACAAAAUCGUCUUCAACAAGAUCGGAGACACCAUCGCUCAGAGGAUCAUCAAAGCCUAUAGAGAAGGUACGAAGUACCGCGUGUAUGUCAUUACUCCUCUCCUACCUGGAUUUGAGGGAAACAUCAACACCGGAGGAGGAAGUGCCCUCCAGGCCAUCAUGCACUUCAACUACAGGACGAUGAUCAGAGGAGAACAUUCCAUCGUGUCCCAGCUGAAGAAAGAGAUGGGAGAUCAGUGGAUGAACUACAUCUCGUUUGGAGGACUGAGGACACAUGCUGAACUGGAGGGGAAACUGGUGACGGAGUUGAUUUAUGUCCACAGUAAAAUGCUCAUUGCAGACGACAACACGGUGAUCAUCGGUUCGGCGAACAUUAAUGACCGCAGCAUGCUGGGAAAGCGUGACAGUGAAGUGGCAGUGGUUUUUGAAGACACAGAAUUCGAGAAGUCUGUGAUGGAUGGACAGGAAUAUCAGGCAGGACGAUUCGGACUGCAGCUCCGUCUCGAAUGUUUUAGGACGAUUCUCGGCGCUCACACAGACUCCAGCAUCGACGUCUCAGACCCCAUCAGUGAGCACUUCUACAAGGAGGUGUGGAUGACCACCGCAGCUCGCAACGACAGCAUCUACCAGAAGGUGUUCCGCUGUCUGCCGUCGAGCGACGUGAGGAUGAUCCUGGAGCUGGAAAGAUUUCUGAACAUACCCGGUUUGGAUAAAGAAGAUCCUCUUAAAGCUCAGGAGGAACUGAAGAAGGUCCGAGGCUUCCUCGUUCAGUUUCCUCUUCACUUCCUAUGUGAGCAGAACCUUCUCCCACCCAUCGGUUCUAAAGAGUCCAUGGUGCCCAUGGAGGUGUGGACCUGAGAGACAGAGGCUUCUGAGCCUCGAGCCUGGUCAUGUGACUGUGUGCUGAUUUGUGAUAUUAUUCUUUCUUUCUUUCUUUCUUUAACACUAUGCAACAUGUACGACAACAAACACUCAGAGAGGAACUUUACCUUCACACAUUCCACACAAAACCUUUUUCUUUGUUUAUUCGUCACAGAAAUGCCUGUUUUUUUCUUUUGUUUGUUUUUUUGCUUCACAUUUCUGUGGCCUCGGACGUGUUAAAUACAAGUGCCAUACGCCGUG